Messenger RNA from Talpa occidentalis (Iberian mole), 1169 nucleotides. It is a transcript of the gene SSMEM1, whose product is annotated as serine rich single-pass membrane protein 1. The transcript has 3 exons. Lineage: Eukaryota; Metazoa; Chordata; Mammalia; Eulipotyphla; Talpidae. Bases 96 to 821 code for a protein of 241 amino acids. The record is from RefSeq and is a predicted model, not a curated record.
GGUUGCCAAGGAAGUUGUCAUACACAUGGAGUGGAGUGCUUCCCACACAUCUUCAUCCCUUUGAGUAUGUUUUAUUUUCGAAGCCAGAAGUCAUCAUGGGGGACCUUUUUUCCUUAUUUUGGCACGUGGAUCCUCCCCCUAUUCCUUUAAGUUUUUCCAUGCCAAGUCAGGAUUAUGAAUGCCGGAAAGAUGACUCUUGUGGAACAAUAGGGAGCUUCCUGCUAUGGUAUUUUGUCAUCAUAUUGAUCCUGAUGGCCUUGUCUCGAGCUUCUGUCUGGAUGUCUGAGAAGAAAAAGGAUGAAGACAGUGGGGCAAGCACUUCAGUAAGUAAAGCAAGUAAAGAUUCUUCCCAUAAACGAUCAAACAAAGAUGGUGCCUGGGACUCUUCACAAAUGAUGAAAAAAUCAAAGCUGAGCCAACUUACCCCUGUGACUAACUCAGAAGUGGCUUUGGUCAAUGCCUAUCUCGAACAAAGACGAGUCAGCCGCCAUUUUCAGUUCAGCCAGGUGAAUCAGACCCAUGACAGCGAUACUACUGAGUGUGACAGUGACGAAUCUAACUCUGGAGCCUCCUCGUGGAAGGAGAGUGAAAGUGAACACCACCUACCCCCAGUCCAUGUUAAGAAGAGAAAAAUAGUUCAGAGGCAAAAGAAUCUGGGAACUCACCAAACCAGGGACAGGCCCUGUCUCCACUGCAAAGCCAUGAGAACCAAUGAAUGGUUGAUACGCCAUUUCCUUCAAAACACUUCAGUAACAACUCCCAUAAGAGGAGAUAUUCCAGAGGAAAAUUGUUUACCUGACAUUGACAAAAAAUACCAGUAAAUUUGGAAUUUUAUUUGCUACUUACCUUACUUGAAGCCAAAUGAAGAGAUGAAUGAAACAUGAAAAAUCACCAGAGCUCUAGGUGAGGAGGCUUUUACAAAAAAAAAAGUCUUUCUACCAAAAACAAAAACAUACUUUGAACCCAAGCGGUAAAAUUUCAGAUAAUUAUUUGUCCCAAAACAGGCCAGUGAAUUUGUUUAUGGCAUCAUUGGAACAUCCAAGUUCUGUUCCUGCCAUUGUUUUUUAUUCAAAAGAGCCCAAGACAGAUAUUUUAUGCUUUGAGUGUAUGUAUUUUGUUUUUGUCUGUAUACAAAUAAGGAAGCUCUUUGAAAAUAUACUUACGUUCAG